AAUACAUGUGAAUAGAUGUCCCCCUAAAUGAAGGGAUGUGGCCUAUCAAGUUGACUAGACGAAUUCUGAUGGCCUCAACUUGUGCUACAGGACAUGUCACAUGGGAAUGCCAACUAUGGAAGCAUACUGCACCAGGAACGUUUGACAGUAGCGAAGUUCGAAUGGUUGGCUAAAUGCUAACCUCAGAGGACGAGAACAUUCCUCGUUGUGGAAUAGCAUGUGUUUCACGGUUGUGAUGUAUAUAGAUGAGACCCCAGUAUUCGCUUGUCAUUUGGUCUCUUCUGCACUCGCACACCAUGGUAUUCCUCCCCCUGUUCGCUUUCGUCGCGGUACUUCCAUGCGCUUUGUCGCUCGUGACUUCUCGACCUCGACAAGGGGUCGAUUUCUUCAAUCCUACUGGAAACGGCGGGUCAAUGUUGGAUGACGCCGGUAAUGGUCUCGGUGAACCCUUGAAUGUCAUUAUCUCCGGUCUUUCUUCCCCUGGUGUUCUCACUGAAUCUGGGUUCGAGAACUAUGCCAAGGCUAUUGGAUUCUCGACAGAAUGUCUCGGUAUCCAUAUCGGUGGCCCACAAUCUGCUAACCUUGGUGACGGCAACGGCUUCGUGAAUCAAACGGUCGAAUUGCGUCAGGACUAUGGGGAUUCUGUUCUCGGUACAUGUCUAGAAUCUUUGAUUGGGGGUAAUCACCUAAGACUUUACAUCCAAAAUGGUCCUGAAGCAGAUAGUGGUGCACUUUUCCUUGCCGUUUCCAAAGAAGAAGACGCAUCUGACAACCACGAUAUCGUUCCGGAUGGUUACGACAUUGGGAGAGACGAGCUUUCCGCUGCAGCCAUCGGUACUACAUCGUUUGAUGGAGUGACUUAUUCGACCACAGGAACCAACUUGACUGGCUUGCUGGCACCGGGAAGCGCUGGCGUGAAUCAUGAUAUUGCAACUGACGGAAUAACCACAUUGCUGACAGUUAUCAUUGUUUGAGUAAACAGCUCUCUACGUAUCUUACGAUAAUCGGUGCAACACAAUGAAAUUCAUUUACAAUUUA
Messenger RNA from Lentinula edodes (shiitake mushroom), 1038 nucleotides. RefSeq lists its product as uncharacterized. The record is from RefSeq and is a predicted model, not a curated record. The transcript has 9 exons. Lineage: Eukaryota; Fungi; Basidiomycota; Agaricomycetes; Agaricales; Omphalotaceae. Bases 246 to 974 code for a protein of 242 amino acids.